AUGUCAGCAAAAAAGAAGACAAAAUUUCAUCACCCUGUGAGUUGCACUCAAUAUAGCUUCACUUCGUUAACUACCUCUGGAUUUCCUCUAUAUGGGCAACCAGCAGUCAACUCUAACAUUAUCUUUCAGCCAUUAAUUUUGAACAGCCGCCAAUUAGCUGAAUAUUAUACCAAUCAUUACAAUACCACUACUAUGGAUUCAUCAAUCGGGUAUUUAAAUAAUUAUCCACCCCCUGCUCAAUUUGCUCAAAUUUCGCCUUAUGUCCAAGCUAUUCCUUGGAGGAAUUGUGUCGAACAAACUAUAUCUCCAUCUUCAACUCACGCGAGUCGACCAACUUUAUCCGAGGAUCCAUUCAUUGUAAAUCAAGAAUAUAUUCCAUUCGAGAAUGACAAAAAUCAAAAGAAACGGAAAUUAAGUGACAAAGAAUCGCCAAAAUUCGUUAACCCUCAAACGAUUCCUUGGGUGAGUGGAUGGAUUCUUGAUGAUUUUACUAAGGCUAUCUAUAUUCUGAAUCAAGAGAUGCAAGAUUUUGUUGAUUAUAUAUCACCUCGGCACGAGGAACGGCGCAUGCGUCAAUACGUAAUUCGACUUAUUGAACGAGAAUUCGGAGGCGAUAAAAUUGCUAUCUUGGCUUUUGGAAGUUUUGAUACAGAAUUAUAUUUGCCUACAAGUGACAUUGAUCUCGUUUUCUUUUGUAAAUCUACAGAUAUAAGAAAAUUAGUACACUCCUAUGCUGCAAAGAUUCGUAGGCUAAAUGGAUUAAAUGAACCUGCAAAUGGUGGAAUGGGAAGUUAUACAGUCUUGUUGUUGGUAAUUUCUUUUCUGCAGCAUCACAAAUUAUCACGAACCAAUCGGAUUAAUGCUCGACAAAAUCUCGGGGUAUUGCUGAUCGAUUUUUUUGAGCUGUAUGGCAACAAAUUCAACUAUCAAGAUCUAGCGAUAUGUGUAAAGUCAGAUGGUGAUUACCUUCACAAGGCAGAAACUUUAAUUCCAACAAACAAGCCAGAUAUGCUCGCCAUAAUAGAUCCCUGCAACAAUACAAAUAACGUUGCGAAUGCCACAUCCAACUGGAAAUUGAUCCGCGAUGAAUUUGCCGAGGCCGCAAGAAAACUUAGAAAGGCUGUCAUUAAAGUACAAGAUGGAUAUUUUCUCAAACGUUCUAAUGAACCAGCUAACUUUUCUAUACUAGGAAGCAUCGUUAGUGUGAGUAAUGGGUGGCAAAAGGAAAGAAAUCACAUUAUGAAUAUUUACAACGAUAUUAAAGCCGGUCGAAUCAACUCGUUUUCUCCUUUGGAAAGAGGAAAUGAGUUGGACUACGUGUUUUCUGAUGAGCAUUUGCGCGUAAAGGUAGCCAAUAUAGAGAAUGUAUAUGAAGGAUAUAUUCAGGCUGUCGUUGCUCAAAGGAAUAUGGCUUCUUUAGAAGCAAAACCAAAAAGUAUUUUAAAGAAACCUUCCAUUACUUUUCAAUCAAAAGCCCCAAGAUUAAAAUGGGACGAAGAUAACCUACAACUUACAGAAUCUCAGAAAGACUCGACUAUGAAGAUUUCAGAACCAAAGACUCCUUUCAUUCAUUAUAAUCAGGAAACCGACGAGAUUAUGACCGACCUUGACACCAUUCCUGGACUAGCUUUGAACACUAGUGGCAUUUCGCCAGUGGGGUCUGUUUCUUCGGUUUCCUCUUCUGGAGCACAUUUUCCUGAUACAAUCAAAGAUGAUUGGGAAUCCGAGAAUUCAGAAGAAGAUGAAGAAACACGAGAAAAACGUAAAAAGUUUGCACAACUUCGAGCUCGUCAUUAUAAUAUGAAAGAGGCCAUUCGAUUAGGGCAUAAACUUGUCGAUGAGGAAAUUGAUGAUGAGGACAAUAAUAAUCAAAAUAAUGGAAAGAAUCGAUCAAAAAAAGAGGGGAAAAAAUCAGUCGCAUUCUCAUUGAUCGGUGAAACCUCUACACAUACAUAUGAAAAAGAUGUGGUGGGAGAGGAAGAAGUGAAGGAGGAAGACAAAGAUGAAAAAAAUAAAGAAGAAAACGGACUAAUUUUGAUGGAAACUUAA
This is a messenger RNA of Ambispora gerdemannii, 2049 nucleotides long. The record is from the annotation of a GenBank genome assembly. Lineage: Eukaryota; Fungi; Glomeromycota; Glomeromycetes; Archaeosporales; Ambisporaceae.